UCAACCACGUUGAGACAAAAGCUAAUCAUUUGUGGUGAGAACUCAAACAAGCUGUAGGAGAAAAUUGAACUGACACACAUCUUUUGCGAUGGCAGACGCAGUCCAGUUAAAGGAAGAGGGGAAUAAGUAUUUCCAGGGAGGGGAAAUCGACAAGGCCAUUGAUAGCUACACACAAUCGCUAAAAGUAUGCAAAGACAAAAAAGUGGCAGCCAUUGUCUACAGAAAUCGCUGUGCCUGCUUCCUUAAAAAGGAAAAAUACAGCCAAGCAGCUGCAGAUGCUUCAAAAGCCAUUGAUGUAGAUGCCAAAGAUAUCAAAGCCCUGUACAGACGCUGCCAGGCUCUUGAGAAGUUGGGCAAGCUAGACAUGGCCUUCAAAGACGUCCAGAGAUGCGCCACAAUUGAGCCCAAGAACAAAACCUUCAUCGAAACCCUGAGACGGCUUGGUGCCGAAAUCCAACAGAAGCUGAAAACAUCCUUCUCCACGGACUCAAGAGUACAGAACAUGUUUGACAUCCUGCUUUCUGAUGAACCAGAGAAAGACAAAUGUGAAAAGGCUGCAAACAACUUGAUUGUCCUGGCACGAGAGGACGCUGGUGCUGAGAGAAUCUUCCAGAACAACGGAGUGGCCCUCUUACAACAGCUGAUUGAGACCGGGAAGCCCGAGAUGAUUCUUGCAGCCAUCCGAACCCUGUCAGGAAUGUGUACUGGCCACAAAGCCAGGGCCAUGGCUAUCACCCACCUUGUUGGCAUUGAGAAACUGUGCAGGAUAAUGGCGGUGGAUAACGAGGAGAUUGCCUUGGCAACGGCCAACCUCUUCCAGUGUGUUUAUGACUCCCUGGCAGGAGAGGACAGGAGGGAGUAUGGCAAAGAGGAGGCCAUUGUUCUUGAUGCAAGCAAAGACCUGAAGACCAUCCUUUUGGCUUUUUUGGAGAUGGUGUCCAGCAAGACGGUGUCAGGGCAUGGCAGAGACCAAGCUCUCAAUCUCCUGUGUAAGAAUGUUCCACGUCAAAACAAAAAAGAACAGGACCAUUCCAGAGCUCUUUUCACCAUUGACCAUGGCCUUCGUAAGAUCCUGAAGGUGUGUGGACAGAUCCCUGAGCUGCCAGAUCAGCUGCCGUUGACAGAGAACACCCAGCUGAUUGCCAGCAUCCUCCUCAACAAGCUGUACGAUGACCUGCGCUGCGACCCAGAGAGAGACAACUUCAGGGACAUCUGUGAUGAAUACAUUUCGAGCAAGUUUGACCCCAAUGACAUGGACAAGAACAUCCACGCCAUCAACACCUUGUCGGGCAUCCUGCAGGGUCCGUUCGAGGUGGGCGACAAGCUGGUGGGCCGGCAGGGCGUGAUGGAGAUGAUGGUGGCGCUGUGCGGCUCGGAGCGCGAGGUGGACCAGAUGGUGGCCGUGGAGGCCCUCAUCCACUCCUCCACCAAGAUGAGCCGCGCCUCCUUCUUCACCACCAACGGCGUCUCACUGCUCAAGGAGAUCUACAAGAAGACCAAGAACGAGAAGAUCAAGAUCCGCGCUCUCGUGGGUCUGUGUAAGAUUGGCUCUGCUGGUGGUGAUGACUAUGGCCUGAGACAGUUUGCCGAGGGCUCUACAGAGAAGUUGGCCAAACAGUGCAGAAAAUGGCUGUGUAAUCCGAAUAUUGAUGCUCGUACGAGGAAGUGGGCCGUGGAGGGUUUGGCCUACCUCACCAAUGACGCGGAUGUAAAAGAUGACUUUGUUGAGGACGAGCCUGCCAUGAAAGCUAUGUUUGACCUUGCCAAGUCUCCAGACAAGACUAUUCUCUACGCCGUGGCCUGCACCCUGGUCAACUGCACCAACAGCUACGACAAGAAGGACAUCCUUCCUGAGCUGGUGCAGCUGGCCAAGUUCUCCAAGCAGCACGUGCCAGAGCAGCAUCCCAAGGAUAAAAAGGACUUCAUUCAGCUCCGAGUGAAGAGGAUGUUGAAAGCUGGUGUGACGUCUGCUCUUGCUGUCAUGGUGAAAGCAGACAGCACCAUCCUCACUGACCAGACCAAAGAAAUGCUGUCAAGGGUCUUCUUGGCUUUGGCAGAUGAUCCAAAAGACCGUGGUGCCAUUGUUGCUCAGGGGGGUGGAAAGGCACUCAUUCCUUUGGCACUGGAGGGAACAAAAUUAGGAAAAGUCAAGGCCUGUCACGCCUUGGCAAAGAUUGCUGCCAUUUCCAACCCAGAGAUUGCCUUCCCUGGAGAGAGGGUGUAUGAGGUUGUGAGGCCUCUGGUCAGCUUGUUGAAUACAGAGAGGGAUGGAAUGGAGAACUUUGAAGCUCUGAUGAGUCUGACCAACCUGUCUGGCUUCAGUGAGAAACUAAGGACGAAGAUUGUGAAGGAGAACGCUCUGCCAGACAUUGAGUCCUACAUGUUUGAAGAGCACGACCAGAUCAGACAAGCAGCAACUGAGUGCAUGUGCAACCUGGUCAGCUGCAAAGAGGUCCAGGACAGGUACUUGGCGGACGGCAACGACAGGCUGAAGUUGCUGGUGCUGCUGUGCUCCGAGGACGAUGACAAGCUGCAGAGGGCGGCCGCCGGAGCACUGGCCAUGCUCACCGCCAAGCACGCCAAGCUCUGCACCAAGAUCUCACUUGUGACAACACAGUACUUGGAGAUCCUGCAGAGGUUGUGUCUCCACGACAAUAUCGAGGUUCAGCACAGAGGCCUGGUGAUUGUCUACAACAUGCUAGGCGCAGACGACGAGUUGGCCAAGAAGCUUAUCGAGAGCGAGCUGCUGGAGAUUCUGACCAUAGUGGGGAAACAGGAGGACCACCCCAAGAGGCAGCCUGUGCUCGAUGUUGCCCGCGCGUGCCUCUCCAAGGCCAUGGAUCUUGGACUUAUUAAGCCUUUCAGUUGUGGCAAAGAGUAGGCUUGACAACCUGGCUGUAUUAUUUUUGUUUUUUGUUUUUGUUUUGGAAGACCGAAGGACUGGGAUAGCUGUGAUAGGACUGGGAUAGUUUUAUUCCAAGUCUUUUUUAUUAUUAUAUUUCACUUUGUAACUGUGUUAUUUAUUUUUGAAGUAAAAAAGACUGUCAAAUUUGGUUGAUGUAUUUCUAUUUUUAUGAUUAUUUCCCCAUGUAUUUUACACCUUCUGAUGAAACAGACUUUGGUAUAAUUUGCGUAUGUAUUGUUUCUUUUGCAUACACCAUGAUGGAUAGCCUAUGCUAAAUAAAUGUGGAGA
Engraulis encrasicolus (European anchovy) is the source of this 3193-nucleotide messenger RNA. RefSeq names its product unc-45 myosin chaperone B (gene unc45b). Gene Ontology annotation, cellular component: cytoplasm. Gene Ontology annotation, molecular function: Hsp90 protein binding. The transcript has 20 exons. Bases 89 to 2881 code for a protein of 930 amino acids. NCBI's taxonomy places the organism in Eukaryota, Metazoa, Chordata, Actinopteri, Clupeiformes, Engraulidae. The record is from RefSeq and is a predicted model, not a curated record.